CACUGCUCAUCCUUUCGGUUUUGUCAGUGUAUGGGAAUGCUGGACAUCAACACACAGCGAGGGAUUUGGCCGAAAGCACUCCUCCUCGGCGUCUGAACCCUGCUGCUUUCACCCCCGGUUGGAAGAUACAGAUGUCAGAAGCCGAGACAGACAAGGUAAAAAUCAAACCAGCAGAAAGUUUUGAACAUGACAAGCAAAAUAUUUCUUGGCUGAAAAAAGAACUGGGCAGCCCCAUCCUACAGCCCCUUGGAGACUCAGACAGCUGCACCAGCUCCCUGCCUCUCCCAGUGCUCACUGGGGUGACGCUGAGCAGCGAGGACCGUCCAGAUAACCAGCUUACAAAUGAAAAACAUACAGAUGAAAAGCCUGUGAAAGGUAUUGUUAUGAGUUCUGUCGCAGAAUUCAGCAUCACAGACACUUCAUCAAAGGGUACCAAAAGUGAGAAGAAAUUGUCAGAUGCGAGCACAUCAUCCAUUGCUUCCCUGGAGAAAUGCAGAGAAUUCACUUACAUUGAAGAUGAUGCAUCAGUACAUCAGACAGACAGUGACGAUGAAUGUGCAACACUUAUCCUGGCCUGCUUGUUCUGCCAAUUUUGGGACUUUCUUAUAAUGCUGCCUGAUACCUGUGAACAUUGGCUGACAGAUACCUGUUGUCCAUCCAAUAGAUACUACCAGACCUCCAACGAAGACCAUGCCAACAACGACUGCAACUGUGACUGUGACAUUGAUUGCAGCCUUUUCGAGUCCUGCCACGAGACUGGGGAAUGUCUGGAACUUGCCAUGGAGAUUUCCGAAGUCUGCUAUCGCUAACAGGAAAAUAAUUGACAAAAUUCCUCAAAACUGCCCAAAAGUGAACUGACAAGUUCAUUUUUGUUUGUUUUUUUAAAGAUGACAAUAAUGACCAGAGUGUUUGCCAGCCAGGACUAUGCACCAUGCUGCUCCCACCCUGGAGUAUUUCAGAAACUGGGCUUCCUCUUCAGAGAGCCAUCCUAUUCCCACACUAAACUGACUUCCGAGGCCAGAGAAAUACCCAUUUAUCAGAUUUGAACAUGGGUAGACAUUCCAGUGAAACAGAAAUAUUUGGAACAAUUCAAGGCGCUCUCUGUAUUUUUUAUUUACUGGGAAGGAAGCUCUGAGAGCUUGAGUAGGAGGCGUUUGGGUGGAUGGCUGUUCUGAACAUGUUGGACUCAGCUGUGCUCCCGGGGAGAUGUCAGCUCCACAGCGUGUGAAACCAGCUC
Balearica regulorum gibbericeps (East African grey crowned-crane) is the source of this 1237-nucleotide messenger RNA. It is a transcript of the gene MDFIC2, whose product is annotated as MyoD family inhibitor domain containing 2. The record is from RefSeq and is a predicted model, not a curated record. NCBI's taxonomy places the organism in Eukaryota, Metazoa, Chordata, Aves, Gruiformes, Gruidae.